AUGAGUAAAAAUAAGAAAUUAUUCAUUGAAAAUGAUAACAUUGAUAUCAUUUGUUUCAGUUUAGUUUGUAAGAGAUGGUACAAUGAAAGAGAUAAAUAUUUAAUAUUCAACACUGAUCUUAUCAACCUAUUUGCACUUAAAAACACUAAUAUCUAUCAAAAUAAUGAGCAUUUCAAAUUACCAUCAUAUCAUAAUAUCUUUUUGAAAUCAAUUCAAUCAAAGAUGAAUUGUAAACUGGUUUUAAGUAAAUCAUUAUACCAAUAUCAGAAAUACGAUUAUCAUUAUGGUAAACUAACUGUUUUAAUGUAUAAUUAUGAAGAUGAUUCUAGAAAACUCAAAAGUAUUCCCAGCAAUGUUUCAACAAUCUAUAAUUAUACUGAGAAUAUUCAGGAGAAUAUCUAUAGAUUAUUAUCAGAAUCACAAUCAGUAACAAAGUUUGAUGGUUGCGGCACAUUGAAAUAUGGAUUACCAAAGUCAAUCAAAUCAAUUAGAUUCAAAUAUGAUUUCGAUGAACCACUUGUUAAAGGAUCUCUACCCAAUUCUUUAGAGGUACUAAAAUUCAAUGCUCCAAUCGAACAAGAGAUUCCACCAGGUGUACUUCCAGACGGAUUGGUCAAACUUACUCUAACCAACUAUGAAUUUGUAAUUCCGCCAGGUGUACUUCCAAAUGGUUUGUAUAAGCUUAAUCUUGACAGCUGUGAAUAUGAAAUUCCACCAGGUGUACUUCCAUAUGGUUUGCGCAAACUUAAUCUCAGCAGCUAUCAAUAUGAAGUUCGACCAGGUGUACUUCCAAGUGGUUUGUUGGAAUUAAUUCUUGGAUGUAAGCAUGAAAUUCAAGCAGGUGUACUUCCAAAUGGUUUACAGAAAUUUACUCUGGAUGGCUAUCAAUAUGAAAUUCAACCAGGUGUAUUACCAUCAUCUCUUAAACAUUUUUCUCUGUGCGAUACUCCACUCAAUGAUGAUUUACAAUAUACAAUCGAUUCUACAACUUUUGAAGAUAGUGUAUUAAUGAAAUCAUGUUUACCAAUUUCAUGGUUACAAGCAAUAUCUUCUCUUUCCAAUCUUCAAUCACUUGACAUAUAUGUUCCCAAACACAAUCGACAAGAUAUCACUGUAUUCAACGUCAAUUAUCUCCCACGAACUUUAGAGUCUCUUUAUCUUAGACUUCAAAGUAAAGAUAGCGUAUUGAAAGGAACAAUGCCAACAUCAUUGAGAAUCUUCCACCUAGAUCAUUGUCAAUUUAAGGUCGAUGAAAUAUUCCCAGAAACUAAGCAAUAUUACUUUGAAGUAUUUGAUUUUGGAAAUGACAAUAUUCUUCCAAUCCCGUCAAACAUAAAGAUCGAUACAUUGUUUAUAUCUGGUGAACCAAGAGAAUCAACGAUAUCUUUACCAUCCCGAAUUAGAUCAAUCAGCUUAUUUAUGGAAGUAUCUGGUUCAAAUGAGAAUAUAUUUGAUUUUGGUAAUACUGAUCAAACAUGUUCACUAAAAGAACUGCGUCUUCCAACAUUCAAAGAAGGAGCUCCUAAAGUUAAACUACCAAACACCAUUGAAUAUAUGGAUAUUGGAAAAAAUUUUCUUGAUGAUUUACAUUUGAUACCACCAACACUCAAUACUCUUGUCUUUAGAAACCUAUCUAAAAUCAAUAACACCGUUCCAGAAACUAUCAAAUCAAUCACCAAUAUCAUUCAUAGAUUUGAAUCAUAUCAAACACAAACAAUUAGAAAGUUGGACGAUAAUUAUUAUUUUAUGUGUUCUGAAAAUGAUAUAUCACCCAAAGGAAACUUAAUCGCUAAAAUAUUUCAUCAAUCUAAAUUUGAAAAAAUUUUAAGAGGAAAUGAAUAA
Molecule: messenger RNA, 1842 nt
Organism: Heterostelium album PN500
Lineage: Eukaryota; Evosea; Eumycetozoa; Acytosteliales; Acytosteliaceae
Exons: 3
Coding region: 1-1842 (613 amino acids)
Source: RefSeq, a predicted model, not a curated record